AUGCUGUAAUUACUUGAAUAGAAUAUAAGAUCAGAAGAAGAGUUGCAACUUAUAUAAAAUCAAUUGCAAGAUUAUGAGAAUUUGUAACAGUUAGCAGAAACAAUAAAAUUUAUCUUCUGUAAGCUGAAAAAAAAAUUUUAAGGAACUAAUAAUUAUUAGAAAUUUUUCAGAUGUGAAUCAAAACCUGAGAACUAUUAAAAAUUAGAAUAGGCAAUUCAAAAAUAAGAAUAAGAAAUAAGAAUUCACAUUAGAGUAUGAUCAUAUGAUAUAUAGAUUUAGUUAGACAUAACAUGA
Messenger RNA from Paramecium primaurelia, 294 nucleotides. The record is from the annotation of a GenBank genome assembly. NCBI's taxonomy places the organism in Eukaryota, Ciliophora, Oligohymenophorea, Peniculida, Parameciidae.